AUGAUAUCUAGAAUAACCAAUGAACAAUUCAAUGAAAAUAUAGAUCAAUUCAAUGAAUUGUUAAUUGAUAACCUACAUUGGAAUACUUCAAACAAUGACAUCAUGAUCAAGAAUAAUUAUGUCAAGAAAUUACCAAUUGGUAAUAAGGUAUACUCCCACACUUCGCUUGAAGUGAAAGGAAUUCGACUAGACUUUACAAUAUCCUAUCAUGAUCUUUAUAACGUCCCAAUAAUCAAUGUAAGGCUCUACAAAGAUCAUAAAUUAAUAUUAUCAUUACUUGAGACAAGGGAUAUCUUAAAGAUAGGGCUGGCAGUUACAUCAUUAAACACACAUCAUCUUUUACAAGAUACUUGGGUACAGAUACAUCCAUGUGAGACAUUACAACAAUUGGAAACACAUCUGAAAUCAAUUGGAUUGAAAUGUCAGGUGAAUCCAAUCGUGGAAUAUUUAUGUUGCUGGUUUGGGGUUUAUGGAUUAUCAUCGAUAUUCCCACAAAUUACAUUUAGACCUACUUUAUAUAGAUAA
Hemisphaericaspora subhashii is the source of this 525-nucleotide messenger RNA. RefSeq lists its product as uncharacterized. Gene Ontology annotation, molecular function: ubiquitin-like protein transferase activity. The transcript has a single exon. Lineage: Eukaryota; Fungi; Ascomycota; Pichiomycetes; Serinales; Debaryomycetaceae. The record is from RefSeq and is a predicted model, not a curated record. Bases 1 to 525 code for a protein of 174 amino acids.